GCGGCCGGAGCUGCUCGAGGGGAUGCGGCGCUCGUCUCGGAGCCGUGGGGAGAGCCGUGCUCGUGGGGCCGGUUCCGGGCACGGGGGGACGGGUCCCGGCCGUGGGGUGAACCCCUGGGGCUAAUCCCGGUGGUGGGGUGAGGCCGGGCCCCGGAGUGAACCCUGGCCGUGAGGUGAGCCUCAGGCGUGGGACGAAGCCCAGCCGAGGGGCAGAGCCCGGCCGUGGGGUGAAUCCCAGGCUGGAGGUGAACCUCAGCCCCGGGACUCAUCCCAGCCGUGGGGUGGUCCGUGGCCCUGGGGUGAAUUCCGGCCACGGGGCCAAGGCUUGGCCCCAAUCCCCUCCACGUGCCGUGCUGGGAUCUCGGCCCGGCAGCAGCGCCUUUGGGGUGAGGGGGUGCUCGGGGUCAGGCUGAUUUGGGGAGACGCCUUUUGCCGCUGGUUUCUCCGUGGCUUUCUCCGCAGCAGUUCCGUAGGAGGUGGAGGAGGAUGACAGGAGUGUCACCUGCAAUAAAAGCUGGGCUGCCAGCCCAGGCGUUGAAGGAAAGCAAGCACUUAAACGCUGAGUUUUGUGACAGUCUGGGGCUCGCUUGUUAAACUGCAGUGCUGCUGCUGGAUGUGGUGGAGGGCUCUGUUGCUCCCAGCCACACCACGUUUUAUCUGACCUUCUGGAAAUCUUUAGAGCAGUGGCUUUUAUCGGGCCCUUUUGGAAACUUUGAAUAGGCUGAGUAUUUGUUUUGGGGAGGUACGACUUCUCCUGAGUUGCCGUGCUGAUAAAGAUUUUACACGGCCUUGGUUAAGCAGGGAAUUUCUGACAAAUAAAAAUGUGAAGCUCUGGUGCACGGCCUGACAGGGAUUUCAUCUCUGUGCUCUCCCUGUGAAAAACGGGGAAAUGGUGCUGUCACACGUCCCUGUCCCGGAGGGCAUCCAUGGGCACAGGCUGGAUGUGCCUGGAGUUUUGCUCUGUGCCACAGCCUGACCUGGUGUCCUGGACAGAGCCCUGCUCCCUCCCCACCAGGGAGGUUUUUCCAGCCUGAUUCCAGAAUCUGGCUCUGGAGGAGACGGACAGCGUGCGCUGCUGACACCUCACUGCUCCGUGCUCUGGAAUAACGAUCCAGCCUUGGCUCUCCCAAACAGAACUUGUGUUUGAGCUCCAGCCCGGGCAUUAGCUCCCCUCCAGAGGUGACUCCAAAAGCCCUGCAGCGUGCCUGCUGGGCUUGACAGAACAGUGCAAAUCCUGCAGUGCUCUGCUGCCUGCUAAGCAAACCCCGUUAAACACUUUCAGUUUUGUUCCCUUCUUACUAUUAAAAGCGGGGGCUGCUUGCUCUGAGUGCUGAAGUACAGCACAAUUUAAUUUAUUCCCUUUUAUCUCUUCCUACAGGGGCUCUUUCUCAUUUCGUUUGUGCAUUUAAUUGGCGGAUAAAACUCAGGGUAAACGGCCCAUAGGUGUUUUCCUGUGCAAAGUUUAGUUUCCUGCCACCCUUGGAAGGCCAGAGCCGAGCUGAGGGCUGAGGCCAGACUGCUGGACAAACUCACCCUGGCUGCAGCAGGGAAAAGGCAGAACUUUGCGGAUCCCUGGCAGUGGCUGUGGAGUUUCCCACCCGUGACUGCCACCAGAGCUGUGCCAGCAGCAGUCCCAGCUGCAGGAGCAGUUAUCUGCACAAGUGCACUCUUACUGAUAGAGCUUGUUUGCCUUGCCUGGAGGGUGUUUCCCUGGCCCUGGGAGCAGAGCUGCUUCCAGGGAUGGAGCCUGCUCAGGCAUUCACCUGCCUGCCUGGGAAGGAAAGGGAAGGGAAGGGAAGGGAAAGCUGCUCCAGGUGUACUUGCCACGUGUGGCUCUCCUCUUCCCAUCCAGAAUCUGUAGGAGCCCCGUCACGUUUGCAGUGGGAAUUCACUUGUGGAAACUAACAGGGAUGCCAAAGGAAAAAUAUGAUCCUCCAGAUCCUCGCAGAAUUUACACCAUCAUGUCGGCGGAAGAGGUGGCCAACGGGAAGAAGUCGCACUGGGCUGAAUUAGAGAUCUCGGGGAGAGUGCGGAGCUUAAGCACGUCGCUGUGGUCGCUGACACACCUGACUGCUCUGCACCUCAAUGACAACAACCUUACUCGCAUUCCACCUGAUAUUGCCAAGCUUCACAAUCUGGUUUACCUGGAUCUGUCAUCCAACAAACUCAGAAGUUUACCAGCAGAACUAGGAAACAUGGUGUCUCUCAGGGAAUUGCUUUUAAAUAACAAUCUGUUACGGGUUUUGCCUUAUGAACUUGGACGGCUCUUCCAGCUGCAAACCCUGGGUUUGAAAGGCAAUCCUUUAUCCCAAGAUAUUCUCAGCCUCUACCAGGAUCCAGACGGAACCCGAAAGCUACUGAACUACAUGCUUGACAAUCUAGCAGUUCAUCCAGAGCAGCUGCCUCCAAGGCCAUGGAUUACUUUAAAAGAACGAGACCAAAUCCUGCCCUCAGCUUCAUUUACAGUCAUGUGUUACAAUGUGUUGUGUGAUAAAUACGCCACCAGGCAGCUCUACGGCUACUGCCCCUCCUGGGCACUCAACUGGGAAUACAGGAAAAAGGGAAUCAUGGAAGAAAUAGUCAACUGUGAUGCAGACAUCAUUAGUCUUCAGGAAGUGGAAACGGAGCAAUACUUCACCCUUUUCCUGCCGGCCUUGAAAGAACGGGGAUAUGACGGCUUCUUUUCUCCAAAGUCACGUGCCAAAAUCAUGUCGGAGCAGGAGAAAAAACACGUGGAUGGCUGCGCCAUAUUCUUCAAAACGGAAAAGUUCACUCUGGUGCAGAAGCACACGGUGGAGUUCAACCAGGUGGCCAUGGCCAACUCGGAGGGCUCGGAAGCCAUGUUGAACAGAGUGAUGACCAAGGACAACAUCGGGGUCGCCGUGGUGUUGGAGGUGCACAAGGAAUUAUUUGGAGCAAGUAUGAAAUCACUCCACGUGGACAAGCAGCUGCUCAUCGUGGCCAAUGCCCACAUGCACUGGGACCCCGAAUACUCGGACGUGAAACUCAUCCAGACCAUGAUGUUCGUCUCAGAGCUGAAAAACAUCCUGGAGAAAGCCUCGAGCAGGCCCAGUAGCCCGACAGCAGAUCCCAACUCUAUCCCUCUGGUGCUGUGCGCGGAUCUCAACUCGCUGCCCGAUUCAGGUGUCGUGGAAUACCUGAGCAACGGCAUAGUAGCUGACAACCACAAGGACUUCAAGGAGCUGCGCUACAACGAGUGUCUGAUGAACUUCAGCGGCAACGGCAAGAACGGAGCCUCGGAGGGCCGCAUCACGCACGGCUUCCAGCUCAAGAGCGCCUACGAGAACAACCUGAUGCCUUACACCAAUUACACUUUCGACUUCAAAGGUGUGAUUGACUACAUUUUCUACUCCAACACUCACAUGAACGUGCUGGGCGUGCUGGGCCCCUUGGACCCUCAGUGGCUGGUGGACAACAACAUCACGGGCUGCCCGCACCCGCACAUCCCCUCGGACCACUUCUCGCUGCUGACGCAGCUGGAGCUGCAGCCGCCGCUGCUGCCGCUGGUGAACGGCGUGCACCUGCCCUCCCGCAGGGUGACACAGAUCCCAAGAGAACCUGGUGGGAACCACUUAAUCCUCUCUGCCAAGCAUCAGCCAAGAACUCGCUUCAAUUAGAAAUAAUUUUAGGUG
Messenger RNA from Onychostruthus taczanowskii (white-rumped snowfinch), 3653 nucleotides. It is a transcript of the gene CNOT6L, whose product is annotated as CCR4-NOT transcription complex subunit 6 like. The coding region runs from base 1911 to 3638 and encodes 575 amino acids. Gene Ontology annotation, biological process: nuclear-transcribed mRNA poly(A) tail shortening. Lineage: Eukaryota; Metazoa; Chordata; Aves; Passeriformes; Passeridae. Gene Ontology annotation, molecular function: protein binding; poly(A)-specific ribonuclease activity. Gene Ontology annotation, cellular component: nucleus; CCR4-NOT complex; cytoplasm. The transcript is spliced from 13 exons. The record is from RefSeq and is a predicted model, not a curated record.